AUGGGUGAAUCAUGGUCCGAAGACCAACAUCGACAGCGCCUUCGCUCGGUUCUCUCAGACCCAAAGAAACUCUCCUCUGUAACAGCUGUUUGCCUGAGUAUAUCAUGGCCGGAUCCAAAUCCCGAAGCUAUAUCAUUUAUCCCUCAUUUACGCGAUUUACCUCGCCUUCAAUCCUUGACCUACCUGGAAUUUGGCCGUCAGCAGUCAAAGCAAUUCCUGCAAGAACUUAACCGUUCCUGCUUUGUAUCCCUCAUCAGUCUCUACAUACAGAUGCCCACGCUAUAUGGCCCUCUGCGAUUAGAGGGAUUAGAAGUGCUCUACCUGGACGUUCGUGAACACAGCAUUGGACAGUGGUCAUUCCCCUCACUCCGUCAUUUAACUAUUAAGAAAGGCUGCAAAGGAUUCGCUCGUUCUCUCCCAAGCCUUGAGCGCUUGCUCGGAGAGGAUACCUCCCCUUUAGCUGGUCCACAUUCUCAUCUUCAAUCUCUCAUUCUUCUUGAAAAAGAU
Acaulospora colombiana is the source of this 507-nucleotide messenger RNA. NCBI's taxonomy places the organism in Eukaryota, Fungi, Glomeromycota, Glomeromycetes, Diversisporales, Acaulosporaceae. The record is from the annotation of a GenBank genome assembly.